Rhodotorula toruloides NP11 is the source of this 2088-nucleotide messenger RNA. RefSeq names its product Metallo-dependent phosphatase. The coding region runs from base 1 to 2088 and encodes 695 amino acids. NCBI's taxonomy places the organism in Eukaryota, Fungi, Basidiomycota, Microbotryomycetes, Sporidiobolales, Sporidiobolaceae. Gene Ontology annotation, molecular function: acid phosphatase activity. The transcript is spliced from 2 exons. The record is from RefSeq and is a predicted model, not a curated record.
AUGUCCGCCCCUCUCCCUCGUCUCGACCCUUCCGCUCAACGUCUCGACACUCCCGCACAGCGCGCCCUUCGUACCAGAUCGCCUCACUCGGCCACGGCGUCGCCACGGAACACGAUGUACCGCAUGGCUAGCUCGGCGAGCCUCGCGGGCGAUUCUGCCUUUGUCGCAUCCUCGCUCCCUCCCCUUCCGCUUCUCGAGAAUCGCUCGCGUCCGCCCAGUCCAGUCAAAGCCGCGUCGACGAAGCCGCUAUCUCGACCGCCGCGACCCCACCGUAGACGGCGACAAGUAGCAAUACUCGCCCUGAUCCUCGUCGCUCUCUUGCUCUGGUCCCGCUUCUCCCCUCCCUUCAUCGACUUUCUCUACCUCGCCCGCUUCAAACUCCGCGACCACGCCCACAGCGCUCAGUGGACCUCCCUCUUCCUCCUCCCGUUCGGCUUGCGCGCCUCGCCCUGUUCCCUCCGCAAACAACCCCUCCUGUUCGUCCGAGGUGAACGACAAGUCGCGGUCGUCUGGGAGACGAAUGACUGUCCGGCUUCGCUGGACAAGCAGUGGCGCGCGAGAUGGGUCAAAGGAGCGGGCGAAAGGAGGGUCGGGACGGCUAUGCCUGGAUUGGCGUCGGCGGGGAGAUGGAGCGAUGCGGUCGUCAAGACGGAGACGGUCGUCGAGGAGACUGCCCAAUUGGGCGGGCGGGUCGUCUACACUGCACUCUUGGACGAUCUCGAAGGCGGCGAGAUGUACCAGUACGAGCUCGUGCUCGUCGACACCGCCUCACACCGAACGAGCACGCUCAUCCGACACUCGUUCCCCUGGGUGGGCGGGUACUCCUCCCCACAGCCUACGACCAUCCACAUUGCCUGCGUCGCCGACAAUCAAUACAACCUGCGCGUCUUCCGCCGUGCCCUCCUCCGCCUCUCCUCGCUCUGCUCCUCCCUCUCCUCCUCAACCUACUUCCACCCCUCCUUCCUCCCUCGCUCCUUCACUCGCCCCACUUCCUCCCCUCUCAAGCGGCCACACCUCCUCCUUCACGCGGGCGAUGCAGUCCAAAACCCUCACGACCUCGCGCAGUGGCAGACAGACCUGUGGGACCCGCUUACGCGCGGAGGCGCGGGCGUGAUGAGCGGUCAAUUGACGCCGAUGGUGCUGGCGAGGGGGAACCACGACUGGGAUUCGACGGGACGGAACGUCUAUUCGGGCGGAGUGAGCGGGGCGAGUUUGCGCCCCGAGUGGGAGGAACACCUUCGCCACGAAGGGCUGGAAGAGGGGAUCACACCCGUGCAUUCCAGGCGCGGGAUCUACCACUCCUCCUCGCCUCACCAACGCAUGCGUAUCCUCGUGCUCGACUCGAAUCUGCCGACCGAGGCGGAACAAGCUGCGCAGGAACGGUGGGUCGAGUGGGAGGUCGAGCGGCGAGAAUGGCGCGAGGCGAGUUUGAGGGUUGUCGUCGUGCACACGGCGCCGUGGAUCGAGUGGUGGGACAGGACAGCGUGGACGCAGGGCGGAGAGUCCGAAUGGUCCUCCUACGUUCGCCGCCGUCUCAUCCCGCUCGUCGCCCGUUCUGGCGCCUCCCUCGUCCUCUCCGGUCACUCGCACGCCUACACGCGCGGCUUCCUCCCCCUCUCGCUCGUCCCAUCCUUCGCCUCCGCGCCAAACUCUUCCGCCGUCCCUGCGCUCGCCCGCGCCGCAGCCCUCGAACGAUCGUGGGAGCGCAGCACUAGCGUUCGCGAGCGUGGGACGGUGGAAGACGAGGGCGCGGUGUUGAUUACGUUCGGCGGAGCAGGCGGGACGCUGGACGAGGACCGAGUUGAGAAUUGGGGGUUCAUGAGUCGGUCCGUGAGCGGUGUACAUCAUACCGGGUGGAUGGCAGUGUCUUUUGGCGACACAGCGGCGGCGAAGGAGGUAGACCGCGCGAUGCAGCGACGAGGGAAAAAGAAGGCGCCGAGCGUCUUUCGACCCAAUCCGCCUCGGCGAUGUCGCGGGACGGAACAGGUCGUGCGGGAUGUGAUCGAGUGGCGGUCUGUGAGCGUGUAUGACGGCGGGAAGGAGCUCGACAGGGUGUUUAUCGUCGCAGAGUCGUGUGCGAAGUUGUAA